AUUGCAGGCCUACAAAACCUCCCACCCGCAAACGCAGCUCCUAAACCCUAGCUGCCUGCUCCCACUCGCGACCAGAGCGGCGGCGGCGCAUCUCGUGGUUGCGAGCUGCGUGGCCAGGUCGGUACCAAGGGGCGCCGGCAACUCCGCGUCUCCGGCAGCAGAUUCAUUCUUCAAUGGCGGCCUUCAACAAGCUUGGCAGCCUUCUAAGGCACAACGCUCUGACAGCUGGUGCCCCCACCAGCUCGUCUCCUGCAUUGUUCAAUGCUGCUCGGCUUAUGUCCACCAAGCUUUUCGUUGGUGGUCUUUCCUGGGGCACUAACGACCAAUCCUUGAAAGAAGCAUUUAGCAGCUUCGGAGAGGUUACUGAAGCGCGGGUGAUCACAGACAGGGAUACUGGAAGGUCAAGAGGCUUUGGCUUUGUGAACUUCAGCAAUAGUGAUGAUGCCAAGGAGGCUGUGACUAAAAUGGACGGUCAGGAACUUGAAGGACGCAGUGUCCGUGUGAACUUUGCUAAUGAAAGGCCUGCUGGGGACCGUGGUGGUGGCGGCUUUGGUGGCGGUGGCUUUGGUGGAGGUGGCGGCUAUGCUGGUGGCAACCAAAGCUAUGGUUCUGGCGGUGGGCAGUUCUAAGUACUCGCUAACAAUCGAGCUAUUUGAAAUAAUGAACUUUAGGACCUGAUGUGGGGCACAUGUGAAGCCCUAUCAUGUUUUAUUAUUUUGUGUUGUGCUCUAUUGAAUCGUUGAACUCCUAGGUGCAAUUCAGGGGCUACCGAGCUUUUCCUAUGGGUAGUUUAUGGGUAGUUUUGAAGAACGCAAGGGCCGUGUGUACCUUGUCUGAGUGAGGAACAUAAUUUGCGCACAUUACUUUAGAUACCUUUCUAUUGCAAUGUGUACAGAAGUAUCGGUUGAUUUAUUGAGGUGCGCUGCAUUCUGGUUGCUUAA
Messenger RNA from Panicum virgatum (switchgrass), 941 nucleotides. Its product is annotated as glycine-rich RNA-binding protein 2, mitochondrial-like. The coding region runs from base 174 to 629 and encodes 151 amino acids. The transcript has 5 exons. NCBI's taxonomy places the organism in Eukaryota, Viridiplantae, Streptophyta, Magnoliopsida, Poales, Poaceae. The record is from RefSeq and is a predicted model, not a curated record. Gene Ontology annotation, molecular function: RNA binding.